This is a messenger RNA of Suillus fuscotomentosus, 312 nucleotides long. RefSeq lists its product as uncharacterized. The record is from RefSeq and is a predicted model, not a curated record. The coding region runs from base 1 to 312 and encodes 103 amino acids. NCBI's taxonomy places the organism in Eukaryota, Fungi, Basidiomycota, Agaricomycetes, Boletales, Suillaceae. The transcript is spliced from 3 exons.
AUGCCACAAUCUUCGUGCAAGAACUUCAAAGUGCAAGGACAUAAUGUCAACUUGCACCUGUGGAUCAAGUUAGUGGGCGGUGCUAAUAGAAGCAGUGAGGAACUUGCCGGUAUAAGUGAGCCGAACAUUGAUGAUGGCGGUUCCUCAGUACGUGAUGACGAGUCCCCACUUCUGCCUGUUAUCAGCGAAGGCAAGGCGGACUCUACGACUGAGCUCAAAGAGAGACUGCAUCUGAUAGAGAAGAACUGCUUGGGGCUGGAAAAGUUAUACCAAAAUACAGACUUCGUUGGCUGGAGGAAAAAUAUUGAGUAG